AUGCCUACAUGCCUACGUGCCUACAUUAGAGAGACUUAUAGCGUCAAGAUGUGGUUUCACAGGACCAAUAUUAUCUGGAUUCUUAUCUCGUUUUCUUGUAUGACGUCAUGCCAUUCUACCAAUCAAACAGUUACCGCUGGUGCAGGAAGCUCUUCUCCUGUGGAUAAACUUGCUGAUAUUGUUACCAAGAUGCAAUCACUCGCUCGCCUAGUUAACGGAAUCUCCUUGGAAAUUGGAUUCAUCGAUGGAUCCAUCCCAUCUGACGACGCAAUUGCUGAACUCCUCUACACAGAUCCUUCCAAGCUUCAGGAGAUGAUGUCUGUGAAUUCCAGUGUGGCAAAUCGUAUAACUAAUGGCUUUGACACUAUUUAUUCCGACAUAUCCAGCGCUCCAGACAAUGUUAAAAUUAUGGAAAAACGGUUGGCGGUCCUGGAGGACAUUAGUCUAAUCCUCGACACUGUUAGCCUUGAGAAAGUAGACAGCAAAGACUAUGGAACAAAACUUCGCGACGUUGGAGAGUUUGUGAAUAAAUUUACCCAGAUCCAUGAGAAAUAUUGGACGGAGAUGAAGAAAUAUCUUGAUGACAUGCACCGAAUCUUCACUCACCUUGUGACAGAUUCUCCGACUGACUCAGAAAUUGAACAAACGGUAGAGUCGUUUCCAGACUAUGUCAAGACAUUUGAGAAUGUGCAAAAAGCAGUGCCAUACUUUGAGCAAGUUGUUACAGUUUUACGGAGAGCCAAGGAGAUUGAUAAUAUGUUCCUGGUUUUUCGACCAUUGAUAUUUGAAAGUCAGCUCCGUUCUCAGCUUGCAUCUACUGGAAAAUACGACCAGGAAUCUAUAGAUCUUCUGGGUAAGCUGUUCGAAGACGUUCUAGAGUUUUCUCAAGACUCAAAGUCUUUUCUGGAAAAUCUUGAAUCCAUCGAAAAUCUGAUUUGGAGUAAGGCUACUACAACAAACUUACCAGUUCAACUUAUGAUUGGAUUCACUGAAGGAUCAAAAGAUAUUGAGCUGCUUCAAGAAUCUUCUGGAAGCAUUUUAAAUUCUUCAAGAGUAUCUAGUAGCCUUGAAACGGCAUUUAAAUCCUUCGGCAGUUUUGGAAAGGAUAUUUCUAAUUUUGAAUCGUCAUGGAAAUCCACGCUCAAAAGAGCAAAUCAAAGCUCACUUGAUGAAAUGAAAAAUAUGCUAAAAAUAAUGUCUUCGUUAUCGUAUUUUAAAAGUGUCUCCGCUCACCUGGAAGCAAUCACAAAAUGUGAUGCAUCUGGGAGUUCCUCAACAGAAAGUCUGACUGAGUUACCUGUGAUUUACGCCAAUAUGAAAUUUUUGGAUCAAGGAUUGAAAAUGCAAAGUAGUUUUGAUUACAUUAAUCAAUUCAAAGAUCUUUCCUUAUUGAUCACACGUUUUACAAUUGGUCCGGAAAAGGAUAAAAUACAGGAAGCAAGGAGUGUUAUUGCAUGGUUCAAUGUACAGAAUGCAAACAGAAUACAGAACGCAAGGAAAUUUGUGAGCGAUUUUGAAAAAUUGCAAACUUCGAUGACAAAAUUGGGCGAUCUUCUCAAAAUUGUUGGGGAGUCAUUUUCUAAAAUCGAAGGCUAUCAAAAAAUGAUAACUGAUCCAAAGCAUUUGAGCUUUUACCAGUGCUUAACAGCAGCUAAAGAUAAAGAAGGAGGCGUUAGGGCAUUGCUUGAAAAUUUUGCAGUAUUCAGAGCAAUUCCUAGUUCAACUAUUGCUAAUACAAAAUUAGUUGUAGACGGUAUCACUGAUUCUCAGCACAAGCUUCAAGCACUUCGUUCGAUGGCUUUGAAAAUGAAGAGUGUUGAUGGAAGAGAAGCAUUGGCUUUGAAAACUUCAUUUCCGGAUUCUCAAAAAAUUGCAUUUGAUUUGGGAUUGGCUGUACUUGGAGUCUCAACCAUCAAGAAAGUUAUAGACAAUCGAAGUGAAUUGGCACCUCUGACGAAAGAAUUGAAAGAUAUUGAAGAAGCAGCCGGGAACUCUACAGAAGAUAUUUCAACGUUGCAAGAUCUCAAAUCUUCUGUUAUCUCGAUGUUCAAAGGAAUUGAUGAUUUUCUUUCAUCUGACUUUUCUAGCGAUGGAAAGAUCUUUGAGGAAGCUGCCAAGAUACCUGGAAUCGCAGGUUUUAAUUACAAAUCAUUGAAGGCUGCUGUAGAAGCAGUUGAUACGACUGGCAAGUUUUCCGGAAUUGUCAAUGCCCUGGAGGUUAUUACAAAUUUGGACUUGGACUUUGAAAAGUAUGAUAUUAAAUCAGCUUCUUCUUCACUGAAAGCACUGGAUGCGUUUUUCAAUAAAUACGAAGCAACCUUAUUUCCACCAACUACUACGAUUCCUCCAGCUACACCUCUAUCAUCACCUGCUCCUUCAAAUCAAUCUCCGCCAUCUCAACCUCAACCAGGACCCCGAGGAUCCUCGCCACCAGCACCGUCGGCACCUUCGGCACCUGAAACUGAUACGAAUAGUCUUGCAUUGGUCGACUUAACCGAUUCACCUGCUGAUCCGACCCCGGAAGUCUCGGGAUUCAUGUGGUUCAUUUUGCAAAACGGAAAGUGCAACGCGUUUGGGAGAUUUUCAAUCAAAAAAUUUAGUACGGAAAACGCUCAGCAGCAAAUUCAGGAUAUCAUAUAUUUUAUUCUUUGUGAUGGGCACUGCUGGUACCGUGUUUUUCGUGAAGCGGUUCUUGAAGACGGGUCAAAAUGUGAAGCCAAAAACUCCAAAGAAGAAGAUCAAUGGAAACUCUAGUGCAAAGGACGAUGUUACAAGUCAUCAUAAUUCCGACCCGCUGAGAAGUGCAAGAAGCUGAAAAUUCCAAUUAUUGAACUGUAAAAUGUUAUGUCUCUGAAAAUGAAUGAUGAUUUUGCCCGGUU
Molecule: messenger RNA, 2879 nt
Organism: Caenorhabditis elegans
Lineage: Eukaryota; Metazoa; Nematoda; Chromadorea; Rhabditida; Rhabditidae
Gene: F14F7.5
Exons: 5
Coding region: 1-2754 (917 amino acids)
Source: RefSeq, marked reviewed